This is a messenger RNA of Aspergillus fischeri NRRL 181, 399 nucleotides long. RefSeq lists its product as uncharacterized. The transcript is spliced from 2 exons. Bases 1 to 399 code for a protein of 132 amino acids. The record is from RefSeq and is a predicted model, not a curated record. Lineage: Eukaryota; Fungi; Ascomycota; Eurotiomycetes; Eurotiales; Aspergillaceae.
AUGGGGGCAGACACUAGCAGCACUGUUUGCCAUCAGAUUGUUGAAGAGGACACAACCAGCGUGUGCUUGGACCGACAAGAACGCGACAAAUUUGCACAGUCGAUGGCCCGUGACGGUCAUACGAUGACUUUUCAGAAUCUUGACGGUGGAUUAGACAAGGAGUACGAACGUCCCGGUCGCGCGGAAGACGACGACAUAUAUGACUGGAUUCGGAAAUUAUAUCGCGAUUCACGGGGUGCAGAGCUGCCGGGUAUGGUGAAUCCCAGUGUUCUUGAAUGUAUGUUCUGCCAGCAAACCGUGGCAUGGGAGCCGGUUGCUACCAAAUAUAUCGACAAGGUAGCUAGAGCCGUUGAUAAUUUCAAUCAGACAAUCUUCGACAAACUGAUGGGCGACGGAUAG